This is a messenger RNA of Microthlaspi erraticum, 705 nucleotides long. The record is from the annotation of a GenBank genome assembly. Lineage: Eukaryota; Viridiplantae; Streptophyta; Magnoliopsida; Brassicales; Brassicaceae.
AUGGAAUGGUCGACGACAAGCAACGUAGAAAACGUGAGAGUUUCUUUUGUGCCACCGCCAUGGCCGGAGUCUAGCUCCUUUAACUCGCUCCACAGCUUCAACUACGAUCCUUACGCAGCAGGAAUUCCAUACACGCACACCGAAACGCAAACCGGACCGGUUAUUUCUGUACCGGAAUCAGAAAAGAUCAUGAACGCGUACCGAUAUCCGAGCAACAACAACGAGAUGAUAAAGAAGAAGAGACUAACGAGCGGACAAUUAGCUUCACUCGAACGGAGCUUUCAAGAAGAGAUCAAACUAGAUUCAGACAGGAAGGUGAAGCUGUCGAGAGAGCUUGGUUUGCAGCCACGUCAGAUAGCGGUUUGGUUCCAGAACCGCCGCGCACGUUGGAAGGCCAAGCAGCUCGAGCAGUUGUACGACUCGCUUAGACAAGAGUACGACGUCGUUUCUAGAGAGAAACAGAUGCUACAUGAGGAGGUGAAGAAGCUGAGAGCUAUUCUGAGAGACCAGGGUUUGAUCAAGAAGCAAUUAUCCGGCAAAGAUGACGCGGUGGAGACUCCUCCUCCAUCAUUGAUGGUAGCUCCUCCAAGAACUGAAAAUCUGAAUAGCAGUCAAAUCACCGGAGGAAGUCAAAUUUACGGUACUGUGGGUCAAUACAACAAUCCGAUGCUCGUUGCUUCUUCUUGCUGGCCACCUUACCAGUGA